AUGUCUACCAAAACCACCAUCAAGACUCAAACCAGCCACCGUGGCUACAGUGCCAGCUCAGCCAGAGUGCCUGGGCUCAACCGCUCUGGCUUCAGCAGUGUGUCUGUGUGCCGCUCCCGGGGCAGCGGUGGCUCUGGUGCAGUGUGUGGAGGAGCUGGCUUUGGCAGCAGGAGCCUCUAUGGUGUGGGGAGCUCCAAGAGGAUCUCCAUCGGAGGGGGCAGCUGUGGCAUUGGAGGAGGCUAUGGCAGCCGAUUUGGAGGAGGCUUCAGCUAUGGAGGAGGAGCCGGAGGUAGCUUUGGCUUCGGUGGUGGAGCUGGCUUCGGUGGUGGCUAUGGGGGAGCCGGCUUCCCAGUGUGCCCACCUGGAGGCAUCCAAGAAGUCACCGUCAACCAGAGCCUCCUCACCCCUCUGAACCUGCAAAUCGACCCCACCAUCCAACGGGUCAGGACUGAGGAGAGGGAGCAGAUCAAGACCCUCAACAACAAGUUUGCCUCCUUCAUCGACAAGGUGCGGUUCCUGGAGCAGCAGAAUAAGGUCCUGGACACCAAGUGGGCCCUGCUGCAGGAGCAGGGCACCAAGACCGUGAGGCAGAACCUGGAGCCUAUGUUUGAACAGUACAUCAGCAACCUCCGCAGACAGCUGGACAGCAUCCUUGGAGAGAGGGGUCGCCUGGACUCAGAGCUGAGGAACAUGCAGGAUACAGUGGAGGACUACAAGAGCAAAUAUGAAGAUGAAAUCAACAAGCGCACAGCAGCAGAGAAUGAAUUUGUGACCCUGAAGAAGGAUGUGGAUGCUGCCUACAUGAACAAGGUUGAACUGCAAGCCAAGGCAGACAGUCUGACAGAUGAUAUCAACUUCCUGAGAGCUCUCUAUGAAGCAGAACUGUCUCAGAUGCAAACUCACAUCUCAGACACAUCUGUGGUCCUCUCCAUGGACAACAACCGCAGCCUGGAUCUGGACAGCAUCAUUGCUGAGGUCAAGGCCCAGUAUGAGGACAUUGCUCAAAGAAGUCGGGCUGAGGCCGAGUCCUGGUACCAGACUAAAUAUGAGGAGCUGCAGGUCACAGCUGGCAGACACGGGGACGACCUGCGCAACACCAAGCAGGAGAUCGCUGAGAUCAACCGCAUGAUCCAGAGGCUGAGAUCUGAGAUCGACCACGUUAAGAAGCAGUGUGCCAACCUCCAAGCUGCCAUUGCUGAGGCUGAACAGCGUGGGGAGAUGGCCCUGAAGGAUGCCAGGGGCAAGCUGGAAGGGCUGGAGGAUGCCCUGCAGAAGGCCAAGCAGGACAUGGCCAGGCUGCUGAAGGAGUACCAGGAACUCAUGAAUGUCAAGCUGGCCUUGGACGUGGAGAUCGCCACCUACAGGAAGCUUCUGGAAGGAGAGGAGUGCAGGUUGAAUGGUGAAGGUGUUGGACCAGUCAACAUCUCUGUGGUGCAGUCCACCAUGUCCAGCGGCUAUGGCAGCGCAGGUGGUGCUGGGAGCAGCUUAGCCCUGGGAGGAGGCAGUAGCUACUCCUAUGGCAGUAGCCACGGCUUUGGAGGUGGCUUCAGUUCUGGCAGUGGCAGAGUCAUUGGAGGUGGCCUCAGCUCCUCAGGUGGCAGCUCCUCCAUCAAAUACACAACCACCACCUCCUCCAGCAGGAAGAGCUACAGGCAGUGA
Apodemus sylvaticus (European woodmouse) is the source of this 1659-nucleotide messenger RNA. RefSeq names its product keratin 6A (gene Krt6a). Gene Ontology annotation, cellular component: keratin filament. Gene Ontology annotation, biological process: intermediate filament organization; keratinization. The coding region runs from base 1 to 1659 and encodes 552 amino acids. The record is from RefSeq and is a predicted model, not a curated record. Gene Ontology annotation, molecular function: structural constituent of skin epidermis. The transcript is spliced from 9 exons. Lineage: Eukaryota; Metazoa; Chordata; Mammalia; Rodentia; Muridae.